AUGGUCCUGUGGGACUAUUGCAACAUGGAAAAGUGUCCGGAUAAUAGACGGGUCAGUCGCAGACGACUCAUGUUGGCUCUAAUAGUGGAUGUGAUAUUUUUUCUUAUUGUGGGUAUUCCGGUUCUUUACUUGUUCCUUCAGGGUCAGCCCUUUAUCAGGGGCUUUCAAUGCGAUGACCCCUCCAUCUCCCUCCCCUACCGGCCAGAUACAAUCAGUACACCUGUUCUUAUCGUCGCCGGAUUUGGGACCUCUGUCUUUUGCGUCGUUAUUGUGGAGGUUUUAAACGCCAUCAACAGGAAGUGUCGGCGACCAUGCUCAACAUUGGAAGACUUACGGUUCUGCGCAAAGGGAUUUUCUGUGUUCCUCGUCGGGUUCGUAGUUCAAACACUGUUCGUAGAAUUCGUAAAGAGACAGCUUGGAUUCUUGAGACCAAACUUCAUUGAUGUAUGUCAGCCGCAGUUUAACAGAUCGCUUUGCCCCUCCUUCAUUACCGAGUACACGUGCAGCGGAAGUGAUCACGACGCCGACGAGAUUCGUGACAGCCGACAGUCAUUUCCAUCCGGGCACUCGGCGUUCUCCAUGUUCAUAUCCGUUUUCUAUUGCUUUUACAUACAGGGACGUCUCCGCAUCAGUUUUUCACGAAUUCUGAAGUUUUUCAUGCAAGCUGCUCUAGUCUUCACUGCAUCUAUCUGCGGCCUGAGUCGAAUCAGGGACCACAAACACCAUGCCUCAGACGUCAUCGUCGGAUUUGCCGUCGGUGCAGCUGUCGCCGUAUUUGUGGUAGAGAACUAUGUAUAA
Molecule: messenger RNA, 798 nt
Organism: Dreissena polymorpha
Lineage: Eukaryota; Metazoa; Mollusca; Bivalvia; Myida; Dreissenidae
Product: putative phosphatidate phosphatase
Exons: 5
Coding region: 1-798 (265 amino acids)
Biological process (GO): phospholipid metabolic process; signal transduction; phospholipid dephosphorylation
Molecular function (GO): phosphatidate phosphatase activity
Source: RefSeq, a predicted model, not a curated record